GCCAAGGAAGAGCAGAGCAGGCCGCCCCACACUCCACCGGCCGCCAGCAGCAAGCGCGCCGCUCCAGACCUCUGCAUCUGAGGAACCGUCGCGCGAGGGCUGACGGAAACCGCCCUCAGGCUACCUCCUCCAGCGAGCGGCGAGGCCUAUCUCCCCUUCUGCGCAGGCGCAAGGAGCGCGCCGGGCUCUCCCUGCGGAGCGGCAGCCCCUCCCUCGCUGCAGUCACCGUGGCGACGGGGGAACGCCGUGUCGCCUUCAAAAAAGCCCCAGCGGCGCAGCCAUCUUUCCGGCACAGGCGCAGUCGAGGCCGCCGAUAGGGAAGCGCCAAUGGCGAACAGCAAGGCCGCCGACUCCAAGCGGGAACAGUUCCGGCGCUACUUGGAAAAGUCGGGGGUGAUGGACACGCUCACCAAAGUCUUGGUCGCCCUGUACGAAGAACCCGAGAAGCCCAACUGCGCCCUCGACUUCCUGAAGCACCACUUGGGGGCAGCUGCUGCGCCGGAGAACCCGGAAGUCGAGGCCCUGCGGCUGGAAGUGGCCGAGGCGAAAGAGAAGUACGAAGCGGUACUGGAAGAGAACAAGAGGCUUAAGGCAAAGCUGAAUCAGUAUGAACCACCUCAGGAAGAGAAACGGGGAGAAUAAGGUCCUUUGCAUGUGACUUAAAUAAAGCAUUUCGAAGCACAA
Molecule: messenger RNA, 684 nt
Organism: Heteronotia binoei (common prickly gecko)
Lineage: Eukaryota; Metazoa; Chordata; Lepidosauria; Squamata; Gekkonidae
Gene: MYCBP
Product: MYC binding protein
Exons: 5
Coding region: 328-642 (104 amino acids)
Biological process (GO): regulation of DNA-templated transcription
Cellular component (GO): nucleus
Molecular function (GO): transcription coactivator activity
Source: RefSeq, a predicted model, not a curated record